This is a messenger RNA of Effrenium voratum, 1443 nucleotides long. Lineage: Eukaryota; Dinophyceae; Suessiales; Symbiodiniaceae. The record is from the annotation of a GenBank genome assembly.
UUUCGUAUUGUGUAGCUUACCAAACAAAGAAGCCAUUCAUUGCAGAUGGGAAGUGCCUGCUCUUCCAAAACGGCGGUGCAGGUGCGUCCUGCUGACGAUGUAGUUCCUUCUGCUCCACACCAGCCAGCCUCUGGCGCGCCGCCUGUGCAAAGCAGCCACCAAGCUACCCGGGCAAUGAGUGAUCCUGCAGGCGGCUCGCAAAGGCCUGCGCAGAAAGACAUAGAAGUAGUACCGCAAGCCAAGCCAAAAGCCAAGCCGAUGUCCUUGAUCAAGGCGAUCAAGGCAAAUGACUUAGCGGUGGUGGAGGAACUGCUGCAGUCGCCGGAUUGCAACAUGGAGGCCUUGGGCAUGUGGGACAACACUCCGCUGCUGGCAGCCUGCAUGUACGGCCACUCGGAGGUAGCGCUGCGGCUGAUAGCACGGGGAGCCGAUGUGUUUGCCAGGAACGAGCAUGGCGCCACGGCCCUGCAUUAUGCCUCUGUGGAAGGGUGCCUAGACGUCACUGCUGCCUUGCUGGAGGCGGCUCCGACAGGUGAGGCGGAGCGGCUAGUGAACUGCAGCAUGGUGAAGGUGUACAACAGGCACUUGGAUGCCUAUGGUGAGCGUACGCCUUUGGCCUCCGCGGCAGAAAGUGGCUUCCAGGGGGUGGCAGAGCUGCUGUUGACCCACGGGGCCAAGGCCGAUGAGGCAGACGAGGAUGGAAGGACUCCGCUAUGGCUUGCGGCACGGCAUGGCAAGAGCGGGGCCGCAAAGCUUCUGCUGGCUCAUGGCGUCGACAUCUCCCACAGAGACAAGGACGGUGUCUCAGUUCUAGGCGCCGCCACUUCUGGCACCUGCAACGAGGAGCUGGUCCUGGCGCUUUUGGCCCAGGGCCUGGACGUCAACAAGACGGCCGGCUCGCCGUUGCGCGAUGCUGUCAAGAGCAAUAAGAAGGGCGUGGUGGAAUCACUGCUCACGCAUGGUGCGAAUGUGAAUUCCACCAGCAGCGGUGCCACGGCGCUGCACGCUGCUUGUGAGCGCGGGGACGAGUACCUUGUGCACUUGCUGGUCCGGUCCCGCGCUGACCCUUCCAUCAAUGACGAAUCUGGAGCAACAGCCUUUGACUUGCUACGCCGCCGUGGGCUUCCUGAUGGAAAGAUCGUGGCAAUGCUGAGCCCUCCAACCUCAGAUGACGAUGGUGGCACCGGAAGCGCGGCGAGCGGCCAAGGUUGACACCAGCCCGUGCUUUCUUCUGAGAAGAGCCGAGUCCCGCUGGGUGCGACCAGUUUUUUCUUUUUCGUUGGCAAUUGUUACCUUUGCCGGUGGCAAGCGUACCUGCCUUUUCCGAACCAAUUCAGUGCUUGGUCUGACCCAAGUCAGCCCUGCACCUGAGGAGGUGCAGUGAUUGCCAAGCUGUACAAGCAUGAUUCAGCUGUGAAGCUAGCAGCUGCUCAAUCCGCUCAG